Messenger RNA from Populus euphratica (Euphrates poplar), 1315 nucleotides. RefSeq names its product germin-like protein 9-3. Gene Ontology annotation, molecular function: manganese ion binding. Lineage: Eukaryota; Viridiplantae; Streptophyta; Magnoliopsida; Malpighiales; Salicaceae. The transcript has a single exon. Bases 171 to 800 code for a protein of 209 amino acids. The record is from RefSeq and is a predicted model, not a curated record.
CAUUGUAUUGUUCAUCAAUUGUUAUUAUCGCAGAGCUAGCCUGCUGUACAUGCUUGCCUUUCUGUUAGUUUCUCCUCUAUAUAAGUCUUUCAUAACCAAGCACAUCAUCACAAAUGCCAUAAUAGACUAUAUAGUAGCUCUACCUUGAUCUUCACAUCAAGUUCUUCAUCAUGGCAUCAGUUUCUUCCACCUUCAAAUUCUUGUCGCUGCUAAUAGCUUUAUUUGUCGUCGCCAAAAUGGCAAUCGCUGGAGACCCGGAUAUUAUUUCUGAUUUUAUAGUCCCACUAAAUGUAACCACGGUUGAUGGAGCAUUCUUCACUUUCACUGGCAUGCGUGCCCUCGUUGGCGCACAACCACCUUCAGCUUUCAAGGUCUCAAAGGUAAGUGCAGCCGAAUUUCCAGCUCUUAUUGGGCAAAGCGUUUCAUAUGCGGUGCUUCAAUUCCCGGCUGGCACUACUAAUCCACCUCACACUCAUCCUCGGUCUGCGGAGCUUCUUUUCCUUGUUUAUGGUUCUCUUCAAGUAGGAUUCGUCGACACAACCAACAAGCUCUUCACCCAGACUCUACAGGCUGGUGAUAUGUUCAUAUUCCCCAAGGGGCUCGUCCACUUCCAAUACAAUGCCGAUGCCCAAAAUCCAGCUUUGGCAAUUUCUGCUUUCGGAAGUGCUAGUGCAGGGACUGUAUCACUUCCUACUACCCUUUUCACCACCAGCAUUGACGAUAACAUCUUGGCUAAGGCCUUCAAGACUGAUGUUGCCACCAUUCAAGCUCUGAAGGCUGGUCUUGCACCAAAGCCUUGAGGAUGGGAUUCAUCACCAUUCUUUCCCUGUAUUCCUCUUAUAUUUUUUGGUACUUCUAUUUUUUUUCCAUUGUUUGAUGAUUUGUAUUGAAUAAUCGCUCCAACAGUGCUCGAGGCCGGUGCAUAUUGCUUAUUUGUCCACUGCUUAAUAACAUUGUUGGUCACAAACUCUUGUUUCACAGCAAUAAAAAUUAAUCAUGAAAACAAAAAACAACUUGUGUUUUCUUAAAUUUUCCGUGCGAGAAGUGAAGGAUUAGUGCAAGCUGAGAAUUGAGAAGCAGACUGAAUUUGCAAAAGUGCAAACUUUCACACAUGCUUUGCGAGCAGUAUAUAUAUAGCUAAACUAAAGCUGUGAUGCUUAGCUCUGAACAAUUUUUCCAACUUAAUCAACCGAUUUUUCUCUCCUCCUCCUCUAGCUUCAUUGUUAUUCCGAAAGAAAAAGGCCCAAGCCAUGAGAACUGGGGUACAAGAAGCCCAGGAAGCACAGGCUCCUGCGUAUUGAACCCCUCAAGCUGC